AUGGUGGAAACUGGACUUACUUCUUCGACAAGUCCAAGUCGUCAUGGCCAGAAGAUUUCGUUUGAGGUUCCACUGGAUGAAUUCUCCGUGUUCCUCAAGGAUGGCACCAUCCUGUCCCUCAACAUGUCCCGCCCGGUUGCCGGUCUUCCUCGCGUUUCCGACGGUUUGACGCAUGUCGUUAUUCGCCCGUCCUUCUCCGACACUAUUGAAGUGCGGACGCCAAGCUACGGCGCAGCUGCCGGUCUCGGGCACUCCGCAUCUUACGUCGCCACUGGCAAUCGGGUGUACGUGAUGGCAUCGGCGCACACGACAACGGAGACGUCGUGGCUGCUGGUGGACGUGGACGAGCCUGUCGCCAUCACACACACGCACAACCAGCAGCGCUUCAAGCGUAUGGCCUCGGGCGCGGUCGAGGCUGAUGCCGCCACCGAGCCCUCCUUUGCUUACAACGCAGCGGCUCGCACGCUCGUUGUUCACCCGAAGAACAUCGACGCAGGCCACCACGUCGCCAUCCAGUUCUGA
Molecule: messenger RNA, 522 nt
Organism: Salpingoeca rosetta
Lineage: Eukaryota; Choanoflagellata; Craspedida; Salpingoecidae
Exons: 5
Coding region: 1-522 (173 amino acids)
Source: RefSeq, a predicted model, not a curated record